CCGUUCCAGGAGAGACAGAUGGUCACUCACAUCACCCACACGACAAUCACAUUCAAGAUCAUGAUCGUCAACUACCACUUCUUCGAGGACAAGUUCUUCAAGAGUUGUCAGAUGUAGAACCAGCCCUAAACCUUGACCUUCGCAACAGAGGACUCGCCUCCUCGACGAUAUUCGCGAAUCUAUGCGUCUUGAAAUUGUUCGCAAAUAUCAUGGUGGUCAGAUGGCUGAUGACGCAUCAAGCAACAGACAUGGCUCUUCAACCAACUCCCCGGAAUAAUGAGCGUGUUGAACAGGGAGAAGAAGGUUCGGGCGAAUUAUUUGUAUUCAAAUGAGAUGAAGCGGGUCAAAGCGCUACUUAACCUUGAAGACUUCCAUGAAAAGCCUGAAGUCAAAGAGGCGAUUUCCAAUUUGUCUACACACCCUACGCCAUACAAUUUGAUAAACAAGAUCAACAAGGAAAGGCGGCGUUCAAUGAACGCAACCCCCAUAUGACCCAGCAACAAGAACCAAUGGCAAGGAGCCCAGGCGGACCCCAAACAAAAACAGGACAGGGCAAAGACAGAGCAACAUUCAACUAAGAGCCCGGUUCCUUAUCUCUACUCUUAUUAUCGACGGAGGGCCAAGGCCCUCCGUCAUUCAAAAUAUAAGUUUGACCGAGGUGGACAUGGCGGAAGAAGUAAAGUUGAAAGACAGAACUACAUACUGGGAAUAUUCUACCUUGCAUGCAAAGAUGCAGCCUUUCGGGCAAUCAAACAGUUGAGACAUUCGAUAUAUAAUUCCAAAUACCUUUUUUGUCUACCAAAUGGCAAUCAGAUGUCAAGUAGCCGUGUCAACUACGAGCUCAAUAUGACCUGGGCAAUUUGCGAAAUGCGUAAGACGUAUGGUCCGUUCAAUGCCACUCUCAACAGGAAACGCCUAGCCACAAAAAUGGCGACAAUCUCGCCGUUGCUUUCGCGCCAAAUGGCGAAACAACUCCGACACGCUUUGAACACACACCAGAAAUAUUACAAAAUGGUACAUGGGCCGGACGAGGCUGCAAAAGUGAUACACGAGGCCAGAAAGACAAUACAGGUACAGGCGGAGGUACACGCCACCGAACAAGGACAAGAAGGAAACAACAUACACGAGGCCAGAAAUUCAAUACAGGUAAAGGCGGAGGUACACGCCACCGAACAAGGACAAGAAGGAAACAACAUACACGGGGCCAGAAAUACAAUACAGGUAAAGGCGGAGGUACACGCUCCCGAACAAGGACAAGAAGGAAACAAAAUACUAGAGGAAACUUCCCCUCCCCAUUCUCCCGGACAGCUAUAGGAUAACAGAACAGCACAGUGGGUGCUUAAAGUAGAUCCCGAUCUAACCUCACCCCUGUAUGCAUCACCCUUACCUGGGAUAGGAAACAGCAGCUGAACAUCAUCUGCUGGAAG
Molecule: messenger RNA, 1427 nt
Organism: Ruditapes philippinarum (Manila clam)
Lineage: Eukaryota; Metazoa; Mollusca; Bivalvia; Venerida; Veneridae
Exons: 5
Coding region: 814-1314 (166 amino acids)
Source: RefSeq, a predicted model, not a curated record